AUGUUCACAAAGGAAGACAAGGAGGAUCCAGUGCUGAGCCAUACAAGGGAAAGCAAGUCAGAAACAACGACUUUAGUAGGAAACGAUAAGGAUGAAGCCAUCAAGUUUCUUCGAGACACGAAAACUUCAUUAUUAGAUGAUGAAGAACAAUCCAAGAAAUAUCCCAAAAAACUUCUCAGGAAAAUAGAUUGGAGAAUUAUGACUGUGUUAUGUGGUUCUUAUUUCUUACAAUUCUUGGAUAAGAAUUUAUUAAAUUAUGCUGGUGUUAUGGGUAUUAAAAAGAAUUUAAAAGGUGAUGAAUUUGCUAAUUUAGGUACAAUUUUUUAUGCUUCAUAUAUCUUUGCAGAACCUUUAGCUGAUUAUUUCUUACAAGUUCUACCCACUGGUAAAUUCUUAGCGUUUUGUAUUGUUUCAUGGGGGAUUGUUGUUGCUGCUCAUUCAGCUUGUCAUACUUAUGCUAGUCUUAUGAUUGUUAGAACAUUAUUAGGGAUUUUUGAAUCUUCAUUAUCACCAGGUCUUAUUGUUAUUUCAUCAAUGUGGUAUAGUAAAUCUGAAAAUUUACAAAGAACAGGUAUUUGGGUUUCAAUGGCUGGGUUAAGUGUUAUAAUUGGUGGAUUUUUAUCAUUUGGAUUCCAACAUGUUACAACUGAUUUCCAAUCAUGGCAAAUUUUUUUCCUAGUUAUGGGAUUAAUAACUGUUGCAUUUGGUAUUUUCACUUAUUUUAUAUUACCAAAUAAUCCAACAAGUGCUAAUUUUUUAAAUGAUGAUGAAAAAAUCAUUGUUUUAGAACAUAUUAGAUCUAAUCAAACAGGUACAGAAUCUAAAACUUUUAAGAUAAAACAAAUAAAAGAAUUAUUAUUCCAUGAUAAACAUACAUGGCCUUUGUUUUUCCUAACUAUAAUAUCAAUGAUGUCUACAGGCGCCUUGGGAACUUGGUCAGUUACUAUAAUUGCCUCAUUUGGGUUCACAAGUAAAAUUGCAGCUUUAGUUCAAACACCAGUUGGUGCUGCCAUGAUUUUAGGUUCUAUGUUACAAUCAUAUAUUUGUUCUUAUUAUGGGAAAAGAACUUUAGUAUUUAUUGGAAUGUGUAUCCCUGCAAUAGUGGCAUAUAUCAUAUUAUUAACAACCAAAAACCGUGUUGCAAAUUUAAUAGCAAUUUAUAUGGCAAUGUUUUCAACAAGUGUUAUUGGAUUAUUUUAUUCAUGGAAUAGUGCAAAUACAGCAGGUCAUACCAAAAAAUUAGCACGUAAUGGAUUAACAAUGAUUGCAUUUUCAAUUGGAUCAUUAAUUGGUCCUCAAUUAUUUAGAGAUUAUGAAAAACCAGAUUAUAGAUCUGCUAAAAUUACAUUACUUGUUACAUCAAUCAUGUGUAUUCCAUUAGCUAUAUUGGUUGGUUUGAUUUCUAAAUGGGAAAACAAUAGAAAAGAUCAAAAAGAUCCUGUUGAAUUAUCUUCAAACUAUGAAUUUGAAGAUCUUACAGAUAUAGAGAAUCCUAAUUUUAGAUAUGCAUUGUGA
Messenger RNA from Hansenula ciferrii, 1515 nucleotides. RefSeq lists its product as uncharacterized. Gene Ontology annotation, cellular component: membrane. Gene Ontology annotation, biological process: transmembrane transport. The record is from RefSeq and is a predicted model, not a curated record. Gene Ontology annotation, molecular function: transmembrane transporter activity. NCBI's taxonomy places the organism in Eukaryota, Fungi, Ascomycota, Saccharomycetes, Phaffomycetales, Wickerhamomycetaceae. Bases 1 to 1515 code for a protein of 504 amino acids. The transcript has a single exon.